AUGGUUGAAGUUUCAUUAACAGUUGGUAAAUUAGAUGCAUCACUUGCUUUAUUAUUAACUAAAGAUCAUCACCUCAUUGAAUUUCCAACAAUUUUAUUACCGAAUGGAGUUAAAGCAGGUUCAAUCAUUAAAAUUAAAUGUGAUCAAGAUAAUGAAUCUGAAAAAGCAGAACAAGCUAAAUUUCAACAAAUUCAACAAGAGAUAUUGGAUACAUUUACAUUAAAUCAACCAGAAUCUCCAAAUUUAAAAAUUAAAAACAUAACUCAAACAUCAUGUGUUUUAGAAUGGGAUGAAUUAAAACUAGGAACCUCCAACCUCAAAAAUUUAAUUUUAUUUAAAGAUGGAAAGAAAUUAGGAUCAAUUCCACAGCCCUUAAACAACAGGACUACGAAAUUAUCGGGUUUGCCCGUUGAUAAAUCUUUCAAGUUUCAAUUAAGAUUAGAUACUACCGCGGGAACAUUCAUGAGUAAUGAAAUAGAAGUAACUACUCAUAAAAUGACUGAUUUAUCUGGUAUUACUAUCUGUCUUGGUGAUUUCUCACCAAAUGAUCAAUUUGAAAUCAAAGACAUUGAGGAAGCUUUGAAAAAUAUGGGUGCUAAAUAUCCACCACAGAAACAAGUCAAAGUUGAUACUACUCAUUACCUAUGCACUCGUGAAAAUAAGAAUAAUCCAGAAUAUUUAAAAGCUAAUGAGAUGAAUAUUCCUAUUAUUAGACCUGAAUGGUUAAAAGCAUGUGAGAGAGAAAGAAGAAUUGUUGGAGUUAGAGAUUUUUAUAUUAAAGAUGCUGUAUUACCUGAUAUUUUUGCAAAAAAUUAUUGGAAUAAGAAUAAUAAAACAAAGAAAGAAGAGAAUUUGACUAAACCUGUAAUUAAUAUUACUCCAAGUACUCCUAAUGAUGAUGGGAAAGAUAAAUUUGAAAAGGCACAGGAUCCAACUGCUGAAUCAACACCACCUCCAAUUGAAAAAGAUGGAGAAGUUAAUAAUGAGAAAGAACCAGUUGCAACUAAUGAAUCAGAAAAUAAACCAGAAGAAACAGUUGCAACAAAUAUAGCUUCAGAGGAGAAUCCAGAUGAAAUUGAAGAGACUAAAAGAGAAGAACCUAAACAAGAGGAAGAAUCAGAACAUGAAAAAGAAGCAUAUAAUGAACUAAAUGAACAAAUAAAAGAAGACUUAAAGAAUGAUGGCUUACAAGGUGAUUUAAAUAACGAGACAGUAAUUAAAGAACCAGAACCUAUUACAAAUCCAGCUGAAGAAGUGCUGAAUAUUCCUGAAGAAGUACUGAAUAUUCCUGAAGAAGCAGAUAUAACCAAAGAUACAGUUGUUGAAGAAUCAGAGCCUCAGAUUGAAGAAAAGCCAGAAGACGAAGAAGUUGAUCAGAUAGCUUCACAAAUUACCACUCCACAAGUUGACUCAAAACCAAUUGAGAAUGAAAUAAAACAAGAAAAUAAUGUUGAAGAAGAUAUCUCUCAACCAAUAAAUUCUGAAACCGAUACUACAGAAGCCAAAGAAGCAAAUGAUGAUGCAUUUGAUUCAAUAACUUUAGAUUCUAAAAAAGAAGAAGCAAAUGAGAAAGACAAUGACGGUGAAGAAGAUGAAGAUGUUCUGGAAGCAACUCCGGAAGCAGAAUCUAAUACAACAUCAUCUACUACUCCCAAAAGGAAAUCAAAGAAAAAGAAGAACAAUAAAAAGAAAUAA
Insectozyma verbasci is the source of this 1695-nucleotide messenger RNA. NCBI's taxonomy places the organism in Eukaryota, Fungi, Ascomycota, Pichiomycetes, Serinales, Debaryomycetaceae. The record is from the annotation of a GenBank genome assembly.